This is a messenger RNA of Durotheca rogersii, 1944 nucleotides long. RefSeq names its product Metallo-dependent phosphatase. The record is from RefSeq and is a predicted model, not a curated record. Gene Ontology annotation, molecular function: hydrolase activity. NCBI's taxonomy places the organism in Eukaryota, Fungi, Ascomycota, Sordariomycetes, Xylariales, Xylariaceae. The transcript has 5 exons. Bases 1 to 1944 code for a protein of 647 amino acids. Gene Ontology annotation, biological process: nucleotide catabolic process.
AUGGGGGAGAAGAAGGCAGCGCCCCCCGACGAGUCCGUCACGUACAGCUCGGGCACCCACGACGCACCCCCGGACGUGAGAAUCCUGCACUACAAUGAUGUCUACCAUCUCGACCCCUCGAGCAGCGAGCCGGUGGGUGGCGUCGCUCGCUUCAUGACCCUCGUCAAACAUUACCGGGAUGGCGAGAAGUUCGCCGGCCUGCCCGACCUGGUCACACUGUUCUCGGGGGAUGCGUUCAAUCCCAGCUUGGAGAGUUCUGUUACGAAAGGUGAUCACAUGGUGCCUCUCCUGAACAAGAUCGGGACCGACGCUGCCGCAUUAGGGAACCACGAUCUUGAUUUUGGGGUUCGCCAAUUCGGACAUCUAUCUUCCCGGUGCAAGUUCCCCUGGCUCAUCGCGAAUGUUCUGGACCCCGCCUUAGGGGACUCCGUUCCGAUUGGGAACUGCAGCAAGACCCAUAUCAUCACCGCCUCCAACGGCAUCAAGAUCGGCCUGCUCGGGCUCGGCGAACGCGAAUGGUUAGCCACAAUUAACAAUCUCCCCCCCGACCUUAUCUACAGGUCCGCCACGGAGACGGCUAAGGAGCUCGUUCCCCAGCUGCGAGCCGAGGGCGCCGAUAUUGUCAUUGCCAUUACGCACAUGCGAGAGCCUAACGACAACAAGCUGGCCGAACAGACCGAUGGCAUCAUUGACAUCAUUCUGGGCGGCCACGACCACUACUAUAACCAUAGUGUUAUUAAGGGGACGCAUGUCCUACGCUCGGGGACUGACUUCAAGCAGCUGAGUUACCUGGAGGCGAGGCGGCGGGCUGACGACUCGGGCCGGUGGGAUAUUGAUAUCGUAAGGCGAGAUGUCACAUCGGCAAUCCCACCGCACGAGCCUACCGUCGAGCUGGUUGAAAGGUUGACAGCAAGCCUCAAAUCAACCCUUCAAAAGCCUAUCGGAUUCACCGCCGCCCCUCUCGACGCCAGAUUCCGCACCGUCCGGCUGAAGGAGAGCAAUAUAGCCAACUGGGUGUGCGAUAUUAUGCGCCAUUACUACUCGGGAGAUUGCAGCAUGAUGGCGUCGGGCACGGUCCGCGGAGACCAGAUCUAUCCCCCAGGUCCCAUCUUGUUGAAAGAUAUCAUGAAUUGCUUCCCGUUUGAAGACCCCGUCGUCGUGAUCAAAGUUACGGGCAAAGCCAUAUGGGACGCUCUAGAGAAUGGCCUGUCACAGUAUCCAGCUCUUGAGGGCCGGUUCCCUCAGGUUUCUAACAUCACCUUCGAGUUUGACGGCCGUAGAGAUUCCGGCUCCCGGAUAGUCACAGCGACGAUAGGAGGCGAGCCAGUCGACAUGGCUAGAAAAUAUGUCCUCGUGACACGGGGCUAUAUGGCUCGCGGUAAGGACGGAUAUGACAGCCUCUUGAUUGAAUCAGAGGGCGGUGAGGCUGAGGAGAUUGUAUCCGAGGAGAACGGAAUAUUGAUAUCCAUGAUGCUCCGCCAGUAUUUCAUGUCGCUUCGGGUGAUGGGCCAGUGGAAGUACUGGGGAAAUAUGGGUCGCCAUUGGGACUCUGUCACGCAAAGGGUCAACGCCAGCCAUACUCACUACGACCCUUCCUCCGCCCCAAGCUCAGAGAGCCUGCCGGCGCGGUCCGAAGGCGCCGGGUGGGAUAAUUGGACCCCGCAGAAGAUCCGACAGCGGAAGGUGAGCGCCGUCUCGACGGAGGAAACUGACGAUGACGACGAUGAGAGCCACGAGAACCAGGGGGAUGCAAACGAGAUUGAAAUGAUCGACAAGGAGAUGCAGGUCAUGCGCAGGGUGUUCUCCAAGUGGGCGCGAAUCGCGGGGGUAGAAUGCCGGGUUGGGGACGAGCUCCAGGAUGGCGAGUUCAAAGUCGACUGGACGAGGGCUAUCGCGCCCAGGGUCGAAGGGCGGAUCAUCUGCGUCGGCGGCGAGCACAAGUGA